AUGGGGGACCUUGGAGCCCGUCACCAGCCCUCGCCAACACAGCCAUUUCUGCCGGGAGAUUUCAACGCGCGACAGAGAGUCUCUUUAACUCGUUUAGCCACCUGGGGGGGGGGGGCCUCGUCUCAGCUAGCCGGGGGCCUCGUCUCAGCCACCUGGGGGCCCUCGUCUCAGCCACCUGGGGGCCCUCGUCUCAGCCACCUGGGGCCUCGUCUCAGCCACCUGGGGGCCCUCGUCUCAGCCACCUGGGGGCCCUCGUCUCAGCCACCUGGGGGCCCUCGUCUCAGCCACCUGGGGGCCCUCGUCUCAGCCACCUGGGGGCCCUCGUCUCAGCCACCUGGGGGCCCUCGUCUCAGCCACCUGGGGGCCCUCGUCUCAGCCACCUGGGGACCCUCGUCUCAGCCACCUGGGGGCCCUCGUCUCAGCCACCUGGAGGCCCUCGUCUCAGCCACCUGGGGGCCCUCGUCUCAGCCACCUGGGGGCCCUCGUCUCAGCCACCUGGGGGCCCUCGUCUCAGCCACCUGGGGGCCCUCGUCUCAGCCACCUGGGGGCCCUCGUCUCAGCCACCUGGGGGCCCUCGUCUCAGCCACCUGGGGGCCCUCGUCUCAGCCACCUGGGGGCCCUCGUCUCAGCCACCUGGGCCCACCAUACAAUGUACACGAAGAGAACCACAUUGCAGGAAACCUUCUGCAAUGA
This is a messenger RNA of Procambarus clarkii (red swamp crayfish), 693 nucleotides long. The record is from RefSeq and is a predicted model, not a curated record. NCBI's taxonomy places the organism in Eukaryota, Metazoa, Arthropoda, Malacostraca, Decapoda, Cambaridae.